Salpingoeca rosetta is the source of this 1833-nucleotide messenger RNA. RefSeq lists its product as uncharacterized. The transcript has a single exon. Gene Ontology annotation, molecular function: iron ion binding; L-ascorbic acid binding; peptidyl-proline dioxygenase activity. Bases 1 to 1833 code for a protein of 610 amino acids. Lineage: Eukaryota; Choanoflagellata; Craspedida; Salpingoecidae. Gene Ontology annotation, cellular component: cytoplasm. Gene Ontology annotation, biological process: regulation of translational termination; peptidyl-proline hydroxylation. The record is from RefSeq and is a predicted model, not a curated record.
AUGAUGAUGGACGAGAAGCGAGCCAAGGUAGAUGCUGGUGAUGGCAGCGACCCCAAGGAGCAGAAGGAGCUGCUGAGCGAGGGCCUGUUGACGAAGGAAUCGCGGGAGAAGUACCGCAAUGCAUAUGUGACAUCGAAGCCAUACCCGCACUGCAUCUUCGAUCCCAUCUGCAGUCCGGAAGAGUUUGCGCAGGUGCGUGAUGAAAUUGUGCAGAACCUGGAGACCAAGUACAAGGAGACGGACCUGUUCAAGCUGUACCAGACCACGGACUUGGCCAACAUCGACAACACACAGCCCGAGCUGGCCGCAAAGCUGCCCACCCUGCUCAGGCUGCGCGACCGGCUCUACUCCAAGGAGUUUCGCAGCUUCAUCUCCGAGGUGACCGGCUGCGGCGAGCUGACGGAGCGCGUGGACAUGGCCGCCUCCGCCUACACGCACGGCUCCCACCUCCUGUGCCACGACGACGUCAUCGGCACCCGCGCCGUCUCCUUCAUCCUGUACUUCAGCAAGGAGGGCUGGACCGCGGAGGAGGGCGGCGCGUUGGAGCUGUACCCGCUGGACCCCACCAGCGUUGUCAAGCGAGAGGCCCAGGGGGACGAGGGCGCGGAGAUGCUGGUGCAAGGCGUGCCGACCGCCCACCCGACCGCUCGCCACCUGCCGCUCUUCAACACCAUGGGCGUGUUCCGCGUGAUGCCUGGGCGCUCGUACCACUCUGUGCAGGAGGUGCUCUCUGACGGGUCGCCACGCCUCAGCAUCCAGGGCUGGUUCCACGGGCCACGCGAGCCCAUCGGCAACGACAUGGCCUCCCUCAACCAGCUCAAGACGGCGCAGGAGCGCGAGCAGCCCUUUGAGCCCAUCCACGCCGACAACAGCACCGACAACACCAGCAAGGACAGCAGCAAGGACAGCAGCAAGGACAGCAGCAGCAGCGUCAAGCCUGACGGCGUGGAGGUGGAUUCGCUCUCGGACGAGGACCUGGCCUUCCUGCAGCAGUACGUCAACCCGGUAUACCUCAAGGCCGAUGCCAUUGCGGCCAUUGGCAAGGAGUUUGAGAACUCUUCCUCUGUGCAGCUGCAGCGCUUCCUCAAGGAAGAUGUGGCGGCGCGCGUGACGGCGGAGUGCUUGGAGGCCGACACAAAGGAUGGCCUGCUGGACGAGAGGCUGCCCAGGGACGACACGGGGAUUGAGGGCAACUGGCAGGUGGUUGGCCCCGCGCACAUGCAGCGCUUCCUGCAAUACACGCGCGCCAGCAACGCCGCAGACAAGGAGGCUGACAAGCAAGAAGACACAGCAUCGCCUGGGGCGACGCUCGCACGGCUGGAGACGGCGGUGUUCCGGUCGCGGCCGUUCCUGCGGUAUCUGAGCGUGGUGACCGGCGGGCGGCUGACGGGUUUGAAGACGGCAACGCGGCGCUUCCGCAGCGGCCUCGACUACACAGUGGCGCACCACGGGCAGCUGCAGGCAGAGGCGGAGCUGGACGCCACGCUGUGCUUUGUUGACGACAGCGACGAGCUCAAGGGCGCGCAGUGGACGAGUGGGGACGCGGGCGGGUUCGAGUGCUACCUGGCCGCGGAGAACGAGGACAAUGUGGCGGCGGAGGUGUACUGCGAUGAUGACGCGGCCGGCAAUGAUCUGCUCAGCGUGCAGCCGUCAUCCAACACGCUGUCGCUGGUGUACCGCGACCCGGGCACGAUGCGCUUCAUCAAGUACGUCAGCGCGGCGUCCAGCGGGUCGCGCUGGGACAUCAGCAGCACAUACCAGCUGCACUACGACGACGACGACGUGGACGAGGACGAGGACGAGGAGGAUGACGAAGGGGAUGGCGAGGAGUAG